UCAAGUUUGGCAUUCAACAGAGAGGGAUUGCUAUUUGGAAAGGACCUUCUGAGCGGCAGUUGUCCGCCUGAACUCGUGCUUUUUUGUAUAUUUAUGUUGCCUUUUUGUGCAUAAUUUUAUUCUACAAACCAAGAGACUAACUAUUGUGAUAAUAAAACGAUCAAACUGUGAUUUCUGUGAAGGAUUUAUAGCAUUAAGCUAAAUUGCCUUUUACUACAACCGCAAUACGCUUCAUUUACAAAGAUGGUGCGCACGAAAGUAUCACGAAACACUGCAUCGAAGCGAAACCGUACCAGCCACCAAGAAGAGCGCUACAUUAACAUUGUGCGUGAGUUCGAGAUUUUAUUUGAAACAUACAACACAUCACUCGAUGCAAAGCAGGACGCAGACUUGGAAAAGCUUAAUUAUCUGGCGAGCACAAUGAAAAGUCGUAUACCGAAGGAAAUGCUCCAAAUGACGAUGGGUGAUUUGCGAAAGACCGGUUGUAACCUGUUUGUGGAUGUACUAAACAUGGGUUCAGCGAUCGAGGAUAUGGCAAAUGGGAGCAACUGUAGUCAGCUCUCUAUCGGGUCGGCAGGUGGGCCAACAAGUUUGCAAAAAUCGUACCGAACCGACGAAGGAUAUCUAACGGAGGAAAAUGCUAAACAAUCGCUCGACGUAAUGGCAUCGGCUAAACCAUCGAAACGUCCAAUUGGGCCGCUAGAUUCAGCAAUGAAGAAAUCACGCCGUCGAAGUAAGUCUGUCUCGGGCCAUACCAUCACACCUUGCAAGCCGGCCCAAUCGUCAAUGUUGUUCGGGGUGAAAUCGACGAAAGCUGAUGUGCGUAUGCCGGGUAAGGGUUUAUUCCUGGGACAGUCAGAACGUUUUUCACGUCCCAAGUUUCGUACACCGAUGGCGGAAGUUAACAAGAAGGGUCGCACACAAGCGGUCAGUACCGAUCGGGGCAUGAGUCAGAUCACGCUAAAGGUUGAACCAAACACACCACUGGCUUUCAUACGCUAUCCGAGAGCGGACGAGAAUGUUUACUCGCUUACCGGCAGUCCGGUCGUGAAUGAGGCCAUGACGAGACACAUGGCGAAUGUAAACAUUCCGGUGUCCAAUGGGGUGCUCUCGUUGCAACCAACCGAUCUGGAGGAUGUAGAUACGAAGUUUUUACCCAAAAUCGAUUACGCCACGCUGGAGCAUCUGAAGAAACUGCAGGCAAACUUGAACAAAAUCAUGCAGUACGCAGAAGAAUGCAAUUUUCACAUCAAGAAAUGAUACCAAAGGAAUAGCAAAGAAAACUCAUGUCAAUUUGUGAAUAAGAGUAUUAAAUGUUUUUUUUGUUGUUUGUGAUUUGUUCUUAUCCGUAAAGUUUAAUAUUGCAAUGCUAAAAUAAAUGAUUUCUAUCCUGGCUAUCCUUAGGAAA
Molecule: messenger RNA, 1408 nt
Organism: Anopheles funestus (African malaria mosquito)
Lineage: Eukaryota; Metazoa; Arthropoda; Insecta; Diptera; Culicidae
Product: borealin-like
Exons: 3
Coding region: 244-1260 (338 amino acids)
Biological process (GO): mitotic sister chromatid segregation
Cellular component (GO): spindle midzone; chromosome, centromeric region; chromosome passenger complex
Source: RefSeq, a predicted model, not a curated record